This is a messenger RNA of Laetiporus sulphureus 93-53, 1443 nucleotides long. RefSeq lists its product as uncharacterized. The transcript has 5 exons. The coding region runs from base 1 to 1443 and encodes 480 amino acids. NCBI's taxonomy places the organism in Eukaryota, Fungi, Basidiomycota, Agaricomycetes, Polyporales, Laetiporaceae. The record is from RefSeq and is a predicted model, not a curated record.
AUGGUGCAACUGUCCAAUUCACUCUUGUUCGCACUCGCAGGCGUAGCCGCCCAUGCUGCUGCGAUACCGCUCAGGAAGCGCAUCGCCCAGACAAUCGCUGAUUCAACGACCAACUGGGAGGCUGCUUGCGAUUCCGCAGGUGGAGGCGCGCAAUGCAACACAAUCGCCGUCAAUGCGUUCGAGACGCUCCUGAUCGCCGCGAACGUCUGUGCACAGCAGGACGCGGCCGACACGAUGAUCACCCUCGGCAAGUCACUCAACAGCGACGACAUGAUCUCGCUCGCCCAACUGUUCGCGCAGCAGCCGCGCAACUCGCCUGACGCGCUCGCCGUGCCGUAUUGCCAGAGCGCGCCGAACAACACCGAGCUGGAGGGAUUCUACCAGUGCCAAUGGCAGGGCUCGAAUCAAGAGAGCUUCGUCGGUGGCCUCACGCUCGGCGAGGCAGGGACGAUCCCUUUCGGCCUCACCGCGGCCGUCUCGCCCCUCGGCUCCUGCCCUGCACAGACCUCCGGCCCGGUCGCGGACGGCGACCAGCUCACAAGCACCACCACCAACCCUGGCACAGCGGCGACUGGCGAUAGUACGGGCAACAACACCUCAAGCGACACCUCGGCUUCCGCAUCGGUCGUAGCUUCUACCUCGGCCGUGUCGACGUUGGUCGCUGCAUCCACCGCUGCCGCUGCUACCACGAGUGCCGUUACUGUCGACAGCAUUACGGCGACUGCGACUGCGACGGCGGCCAGCAGCAGCAGCUCUAGCAGCAGCAACUUCCUGCUAGCGAACGGCGAGGAUGCGCAGCAGCAGAACGCCGAGUUCGCGACGCUCACCGCCAACUCUUCCUGCACUGAGGGUGAGGACGCCUGCGUCAACGGCGAGUUCGCACAGUGCAUAAGCGGCGCCUACGUCCUCCAGAGCUGCGGCUCCGGCCUGAGCUGCUACGCGCUCCCACUCGUGAACAGUGUCGGGACGUCGAUCACGUGCACCACCGAGUCGGACGCGGAGACCCGGAUCACAGCUACCGGCGCGACGGGUGGCGUGACGGGCAGCAACUUUUCGAGCGCGUCGUCAUCCGUGGCGGUCGCGUCGUCUUCGGCCACGUCCUCGGCUGCGGCGACGAGCGCGAGUGUGAGCGCCGUGUCUGCGGCGAGCAGCAGCAACUUCCUCCUCGCGAAUGGACAGCAGGCACAGCAGCAGAACGCCGAGUUCGCCUCACUCACGGAGAGCUCGAGCUGUACCGACGGCGACGAAGCAUGCGUGAACGGCGAGUUUGCGCAGUGCGUGGACGGCGCGUACGUCCUGCAAAGUUGCGGCUCCAGCCUGACGUGCUUGGCGCUCCCACUCGUGAACAAGUCCGGCACGUCGGUCACCUGCACGACUGAGUCGGACGCGGCUACCCGUAUAGCGGCCACCGGAGCCACGGGCGGCGUCACGGGCAGCUGCUGA